AGUUCUUCAGGGUCCGUCUGACGUGAGUGUAGCAGCUAAUGAGAAAUGAUAACAUUUCUUUCCUCGGCACUCAAAGUGGAACAGUUGGAAGACACAGGAAAAGCAGUCCGUUCUCGACCUCGGAAUAAUAUUGAAUGAAAGAGGCUUAAAACAAAAAUAACAGGCUGGAUCAGAUCGGAGGCAGUUGUUGUCGACUUUACGUUUGAUUUAAUAUUCGUUGUUUUGUCAAUGCCAGCUUAAUUAAUGUUGACAAACUGAGGAAACUAACAUUGCGUUGUACUUGGAUCACCAGCUUCCUGGUUGCUAUUGACUCUCAUAACAGCUGGAGACAUAAAAAGCUCUACAGAAAAGCGUAACGUUAAAAGCGAACAAUUUUUUAAAAUGAAUAACAGUACACUGGAAAAAGAGAACGAAUCAAAUGACUACACCAACCACGAAGAAGAGGUGCGGACACUGUUCGUCAGCGGUUUGCCGCUCGAUAUCAAACCCAGAGAGCUUUACCUCCUAUUCAGACCAUUUAAGGGCUAUGAAGGCUCUCUAAUAAAGCUCACCUCCAAACAGCCCGUGGGCUUUGUCAGCUUUGACAGCCGAUCGGAGGCGGAAGCGGCGAAGAACGCUCUGAAUGGGGUCCGAUUCGACCCGGAGAUUCCCCAGACCCUGCGCCUGGAGUUCGCCAAAGCCAACACCAAGAUGGCCAAGAACAAGCUGGUGGGCACGCCCAACCCCCCGCCCUCCCAGCAGAGCCCCCAGUUCAUCAGCAGAGACCCGUAUGAGCUCACAGUCCCAGCGCUGUACCCCAGUAGCCCUGACGUCUGGGCGCCGUUUCCACUGUACCCCGCGGAGCUGUCCCCUGCACUGCCUCCCGCUUUCACCUACCCCUCCUCGCUCCACGCUCAGAUUCGCUGGAUCCCUCCUGCCGAUGGCGGCCCCCAAGGAUGGAAGUCCAGGCAGUUCUGCUGAAAUCUCUGUGUCUGAUGUGUGAUGGUGGCCACAGAUGGUCUUGAUGGUUGAUCUCAGUCCUGAAGUCCAACCAGGGGGAUUCCCAGGCACGUUAACCAAACUGUGGACCGUUGGCGACAACACCUCUCUGGGCCCAAGGAACGUCAAGACCUCUGCCUCUGUCACACAUCUACCCAUCACGACUUCUCUCUCUCCGCCCCCCUUUUGUACUGUUACAUACUCAAGAUUUCUUCUUAUUAGCCCUCUUCUUAUUAUUGUCAUUGUUAUUAUUAUUGUUGUUAUUGUUGUUACUAUGAUCAUUGAUUAUUAUUACAAUACAGGUUGAAGCAUGACUUGCCAAAAGAAUGCUGUAAAUUUUUAGAUAUUUUGAGUAAAAAUACAAGUAUUUUUGUAUGAGGACGAUGUUCUGAAUCAUUGCGUUUUGUUCUGUUGUGUUGAUUUAAGUGUGAGAGGAUCCGUGUCAAAGAUUAGUUCCCUCUCCAGGAGCUACGGUGCGUGGUUCCCCCUGGGUCACUGCACUGCACUGCUCUGGAGGUGAAAAUCAGUAUCUCAUAAACUACCAGAUCCAAGAUUAUUUAGUAACAUUGUGUUUCUCCUAUUAUUCUGAUUUCUUCUGCUCUCCUCCUCAUGCGUUUGUUAUUGCGACUUGUGUAACAGACUACACACAAGGGAAAGGUCACAUUUCUGGAAUUGGCCAGAAUUCACUCUCUCUACAGAUUCAACCACGGUUCAGCUUGAGAAACCAGACUUUCUGUCUGGAGCAAAGAACACCUCGGACAGAAAAACACCAUCGCUCACGUGACACUUUGCUCUGGACUUGCCCAAGGCUUUCUGAAAUCAGGAAGCCACAACCACGUCAACCGCCUCAUUUGCACCAGGUCACCAAGAUGGCGCAAGAUUGUCACCAACACAUUAUGAAUAUGCGGAUUGCUGUCAGUUAUGUUCGACAUGAACUUACAACAAACAACAAAAAAACGACAACAACAAAAAUAAAAUGUAUUACUGUGGAAAUAUGUAAGGAAUGGACCAUUUGAGCCCAAUGCUCCCAUGGGAAACGGACUGUGAUAGACCAGGCCAUAUUCUCCAAUGGGAGACAGGCAUUGACAAACCAAAGCCAUGCUGGUAUAUCACAGCAACAACAACUGAGCUAAUGGAGAAGUUUCUCUGUCUUUUGAACCAAUAAUAUCUUGAAUUUCUUUUGUAAAGUG
Conger conger (European conger) is the source of this 2168-nucleotide messenger RNA. RefSeq names its product RNA-binding protein with multiple splicing-like. Bases 382 to 960 code for a protein of 192 amino acids. Gene Ontology annotation, molecular function: mRNA binding. The record is from RefSeq and is a predicted model, not a curated record. NCBI's taxonomy places the organism in Eukaryota, Metazoa, Chordata, Actinopteri, Anguilliformes, Congridae. The transcript is spliced from 9 exons.